UCUCUCUUUUUUCCAUGGCCUUAUAUACGAACCUUCCCUCACCCUUUUCCCACAAUUCUCACAGUCACAACGAAGCCUCCUCUCUCUUUCUCUCUCUAUCACACACAGACACAUACAAACACAUUAAAACCCAUCAAACAGUUUCAAAGAUGACCAAAGUUGGAAAGCUGACAAAGCUCAAGUCAGCCAUAAAAAGAUGGCCUUCAUUCACCAAGCAGCUCUCCCGAGCCAGAAGCUCCGUAGCUUCCUCAACAAACGAAUCCGAUGAUGUCUCAAAGCAGGAACUUCAUGCUGUUUACGUGGGAAAGACUCGGCGGCGAUACCUUGUAAGCUCUGAAAUCAUUGACCACCCUCUCUUUCAGGAGCUGGUGGAGAAGUCAUCAGGUGAAUAUGAUGAUGGAGUUGCGGUUGCUUGUGAGGUUGUGCUGUUUGAGCACUUGCUUUGGAUGCUUGACAAUGCUGAGAAUCAGUUGGGGUCCAUGGACGAGCUUGUUGAGUUCUACACUACUUGCUGACUCUGACUAUGGUGGUGAUCAUGGUUGAUUCAUGAUUGAUUCUAUAACAAGAGAUGUAUGAAUAUUGUAAAGAUUAAACUAGGUUUGCUUGUAGUUUUAUGAGUGAUUAUUGUGUGAAAGUACCAAGGUGAGGAUUAACCCUUCUUAUAUUUUAAUGCGGAUGAUCAUUUUAAACAA
This is a messenger RNA of Quercus lobata, 692 nucleotides long. RefSeq names its product auxin-responsive protein SAUR78-like. Bases 15 to 515 code for a protein of 166 amino acids. The record is from RefSeq and is a predicted model, not a curated record. NCBI's taxonomy places the organism in Eukaryota, Viridiplantae, Streptophyta, Magnoliopsida, Fagales, Fagaceae. The transcript has a single exon. Gene Ontology annotation, biological process: response to auxin.